UGACUAUAAAAGCGGUGAGAUUAAAGGAUUCGCAUGCAGUGCAUCCUAAGAACAUCGAAUCCCGACACCAUGGCAGUUCGCGCUCUUAGUCUAGUGCUCCUGUGUACGUUUGUCACGGUCAUCUUCGGAUUGCCGACUUUACCAGAGCCAGCUGUAAAUGCACACGAGGGACGCACAUUAUCGACCGAGCUGCAACCACCCGCGCCAUCCUCAGACGAGAAGGAAGGCUAUGCUACAAUCUAUAUAAUUAAUUUAUACGCUAUAAAAAAUAGUAGCAGCAAUUUAUCGGAGGAAAUGUUUCAAAAUGAAGUCAUAGAAAAGUUACCUGACAUAAUAGAGCCACUAGUUUCUGUCAUCCUAGUAGAAGAAGAUGAUGAAAGUGAAGAGUCAGAAAAUCAUCAACCUGUCGAUCUCGACAAAUUUGCGGCGGGAUUGCAAGACGAAGGUUUCAAGGUCGACAAGAUCGAUCUUAACAGUAAAACGAAAGUGCUUAAGAUGAAAUUGGAAAAGGCGGAGGCACAGAGUAUGAUAGAUUCAGCUUUGAAGGGUGAUCAGAAGAAAUUCCGUCAAAAGAGGUCCUCCUGUAUGAGUUGUAGAGGACAUGGACACCAUCAUCAUCAUGGUCAUCAUGGUCAUCAUGGUCAUCAUGGCCACGGCUGUUGCGGUGGUGGCGGAUAUGGUGGUGGCGGAUAUGGUGGUGGCGGAUAUGGAGGUGGAGGUGGGUAUGCUUCUGCCUCCGCGUCAGCCCAGGCUCAAAGCUGGGGAAGAAAAAAAUGAGCAGAUAUAUAUAAUCACGUAAACAUGUUGCAUCGCUGAGAUUAAUGAUUUAUGCUGCCUUCAUGUUUAAUACACAUGCAUGUAUAGUACAAAAAACAACGUAGAUUUUUCGAAUAAUCAUUACAAAUAAACUUUAUGAGUAUCAAUACAAUAUCCAAAAA
Molecule: messenger RNA, 938 nt
Organism: Trachymyrmex cornetzi
Lineage: Eukaryota; Metazoa; Arthropoda; Insecta; Hymenoptera; Formicidae
Product: FKBP-type peptidyl-prolyl cis-trans isomerase SlyD
Exons: 6
Coding region: 34-777 (247 amino acids)
Source: RefSeq, a predicted model, not a curated record